Purpureocillium lilacinum is the source of this 1356-nucleotide messenger RNA. RefSeq lists its product as uncharacterized. The record is from RefSeq and is a predicted model, not a curated record. Lineage: Eukaryota; Fungi; Ascomycota; Sordariomycetes; Hypocreales; Ophiocordycipitaceae.
AUGUCGCAGUUCAAGGGCAUCAUGAAGAAGGGGUGGCACCCCGAAAAGAGCAAGUCGAGCUCCGGGUCUGGCUCGGGGUCGGGCUCCGGCUCGGGUUCAAUCACGGGCAUGGGCAUCAGAAACAAGGCCUCAGGCCUCGUAGGCCGCGGCGGCGGCAAGGACUCGCGAGACGAAGACCGCGCAAACCACGUCUCCCGCCCCCUCUCCUCCCUCCAGGACCCCUCGUCCUUCGCGCCCCCUCCCAAGCGCACCGGCGCCGGCCUCGCCCCCGCGCCGCCCCCCUCGUCCGCCAAGCGCAAAGUCGUCGCCGCACCCUCCAAGUAUCAGGACCCGCGCGCCCCUCCGCCGCCGCGCGAGGAAGAGUACGAGCAGCAACAACAGCUGCAGCUGGAAGCGCCGCCCGAGGAGCCCGCACAACCGCGCGCCUACCGCACCGACACCACCGGCCUGAGGACAGAUAACCUCCCCCCGCCGCCCGGCCGGAGGGACGGCGCCGACGGCAGGAGUCCGCCGCCUUACGAGGCCGUCGCGGGGGGUACGCGUGCCGCUGCUGCGCCGCCGCCCAGCCUUCCCCCACGGCUGCCGCCCCGGACGAACAGCGGGAGCCCGCAGAGCGCGAGUCCGGCGCAUACGGGCGGAAGCGGUGGUGGUGCUGGUGGCGGGUACUUGAACGCCGGGGCCGUCAACAGGUUAGGUGCGGCCGGCGUCUCCGUGCCGGGCUUCGGCAUCGGCCGCUCGAGCCCUGCCCACGCCGCGUCCCCGAGCCCGCCUCCUCCGCGACCCGCCGCCGGCGGAGCGGGCAACAGCAACGGAAACGGAAACGGAAACGGGGGAGGCUACGGCGCGCAGGUCAACGAGCUGCAGAACCGAUUCUCCAAACUGGGCACCUCCUCGCCCGCGUCUGCAUCGUCGCCCGCGCCCCCUCCUCCUCCCAGCCAGGGCACCACAUGGGCGCAGAAGCAGGCCGCCCUCAAGACCGCCUCGUCCUUCCACAAGGACCCCUCGUCCGUGUCCUUCUCCGACGCCAAGGCUGCCGCCAGCACCGCCAACAACUUUCGCCAGCGCCACGGGGACCAGGUCGCCGCGGGCGUCAGGUCCGCCAACAGCCUCAACCAAAAGUACGGGCUCGCGGACAAGGCCGGCGCCCUGGCCGGCCGGGGACAGGUACCGGCGCAAGCCAGCCCCGGAGAGGCCAAUGCUAGUAAUGCCAAUGCUGAUGCCGUGGCCUCGGCGCUGGCGGGCAAGAAGAAGCCGCCGCCGCCGCCACCCAAGAAGAAGCCUGGGCUGUCGAGUGCAGCCCCUGUCAAUGACGACGCGCCGCCGCCGAUUCCCAUGUCUACACGACCUACGUUUUGA